AGCGAGCGGUGGAGGAGGAGACUUGCGUUUAGAGGGAGGAAAACCGAGCAGAACAGCAGGAAAAAAGAGAAAAACCACCAGACACAACAACAUCAGGGGGUUGAACGGAGGAUUAGGUGCCACAAUUGAGAAACCAUUACAAAUAAGAAAAAGAGGUGUUGCGAAGAAGAGAGGAAAGCAAGAUGAUAACGCCCUAUUUCCUGGAAAAUUUCUGGGGCGACAAAAACAAUGGGUUUGACGUACUGUAUCAUAACAUGAAACAUGGACAGAUAUCCAGCAAGGAGCUUUCAGACUUCAUCAGAGAAAGGGCCUCCAUAGAGGAGGCAUAUUCAAGAUCAAUGUCCAAACUGGCUAAGAAUGCAAGCAACUACUCUCAGCUAGGGACAUUUGCACCAGUGUGGGAUGUGUUUAAACAGUCCACAGAGAAACUAGCUGCGUGUCACAUGGAGCUGGUCCGCAAUCUGCAGGAGCUCAUCAAGGAAGUCCAGAAAUAUAUAGAGGAACAAGCCAAAAAUCAUAAGAAGACAAAGGAGGAAGUGGCGUCCACACUGGAGACUGUGCAGAAUAUCCAGACUGUAUCACAGGCCUUACAGAAAAGCAAGGAGAACUACGUCAGCAAGACCCUAGAACAAGAACGCAUGCGCAAAGAGGGAGGCACACAGCGAGAUGUGGAAAAGGCUGGAUUGAAGGUCAAGAAAGCCACCGAGGCCUAUAAGUCAUACAUAGAGAAAUACGCCACUGCGAAGACAGAAUUUGAGCAAAGAAUGACAGAAACCGCACAGAAAUUCCAGGGAAUUGAAGAGGAACAUAUCUUGCGUUUGCAGGAUAUUAUUCAUUCGUACUCGCAGUCGGUUGAGGAGACGCACAUACAGAUUGGAGAGGUGCAACAAGAGUUAGUGAACAACAUGGAGAACACUUCUGUGGAAAGCCUCAUACAGAAACUGGCCGAAAGCAAAGGGACGGGCAAAGAGAGACCAGGGCCCAUUGAAUUUGAGGAAUGUAAUGUCUCAAUCGCCACUGAAGUUGCCAAACCUCGAAAAAGAAAGACUUUCGUCAUACCAGGUCGACGGAGAGACAAAGACACAGAUUCCACGGAAUCAGCUGAAGUAGAAGCUGUUAACGCUUCUAACGGAGCUCCCCCAGGUUUCUAUGGUGCUAUAGAUCUUCAUAACGCAAACGUGCCUCGGUUGGAUGAGGAGGGCUUCUGUAUCCGACCAGAAGUCAACGAGAACGAUGCCAAAGAGAACUCCUUUUAUUCGUCCAGCGACUCUGAUGAUGAAGAUGAGCCGAGAAAGUUUCACGUCCAGAUCAAACCUGUGCAGACCAACAACGGCACCCACCAGCAAAAGGUCACCAUAGAUGAGCUGAAGGCCUCUAUUGGAAACAUCACGCUCUCGCCCACCCCCGCUGUUCAUACGAAGAGGAACCAAUCCAGAAUGACACGACAACACACACACCCUUCGAUAAACCAAAAACCGGGUGAUGAGCUGGGACGCAUGAAAAUACCACCGCCAUCAUUUAAUGAUAGAGUAGUCAAUAAUGACCUGCUGUCUCUGGAUCCUUUUGGACCGACUGGCUCUGGAUCAUCUGUACCUCUCUCAUCAGAAGGGGAUGUACUGGCAGAGCCCACUUCUCCUUCUGAAGUCAGUCUUGAGGUUUCAAAGGCUCCUGCUUUUCCACGUCUCUGUAAACGUCCUCCUUCCUCUGCCAUCUCGGCCACUCCGCCCUUACCUCCCUUCCAAUCUCCGAUCUCCACGUCUCCUUGGGAGCUCCACAAUGAUGGGUUUGCUCCCCUCAGCUCUGCACCAGCUAGAGCUAUGAGCGUGCCUCCAGCCCUGCAGGCUGCUCCUAAGGACUACACUACCAACAAGCCCCCUCUCAGCGCUCCCGCCACCGAUGCACUUACCUCCUGGGCCCAAAGUCAAUGGAUUGCCUUUAAUGAUACCUCUGUGCCUUGUCGUGGACCGUCGCAUCAAGCAGCGAGACCGCGGUCAGUGCCACUGUCUCAACAGCCCAAGCUUUUCUCCAGAGGUCCUGCCAUUGACUGCUUUGCCAGCACAGGGACUGAAGAGAGCACCCCCAAUCUGAGAGAAACAGCAGUCAAAGGCGUGCAGGAUGUACCAAAUAGGCCAACCACCCCACUGGGCACAGCAACCAUCGUGCCACCUCCAAGACCCUUAUCACGGCCCAAACUUCCAGCUGGCAAGCUGUCGGGCAUCAAUGAGACUGGCCGACCGUUCAGCCCUCUUAAAGUGUCAAACUCCAGCCCUCCUCCUGCUCCACUUGCUCGAGCUGAGAGCUCCUCCUCCCUCAGCUCCAACACCUCCCUGAGUGCCAGCCUCACGCCGACCGUCGAGGAUGAUGUGUUUGUGGGGAAACUGCCCACGUUUGAGAAGAGAUGUGAGACGCCGGCAGGAACUUCUCGUGGGCCCAGUCCAGUGACAUUGGCAUCCCAGGAUGCUUUGCCCAUUGCUGUAGCAUUUACAGAGUCAGUAAAUGCCUAUUUCAAAGGAGCAGAUCCCAGCAAGUGCAUUGUGAAGAUCACAGGAGACAUGACUCUGUCCUUCCCCAGUGGCAUCAUCAAAAUAUUCACCUCCAGUCCAUCUCCUCCUGUCCUCAGCUUCAAACUCUCAAACACUAGCCGACUAGAACAGAUCAUGCCUAACCAACAACUACUGCACAGCGACUCCUCCCAGAGUGACACAAACACUAAAGACUUCUGGCUAAACAUGCCGGCACUGACGGCGUACCUCAGGAAGAUCUCUGAGCAGAACCCUGCAGCAUCCUAUUAUAAUGUCGAAAUCCUCAAAUACCAGGUAUGUUCAAAAGGGAUCCAGUCCACCCCUCUGAAUCUCAUAGCGUACUGGAAAUGCAGUCCUAGUACUACAGAUCUACGGGUGGACUACCAGUACAACCCAGAGGCCAUGCAGCCUCCUGUGUCGCUUACCAACAUACAGGUGUUAGUGCCGGUCAAUGGCGGGGUCUUAAACAUGCAGUCACUUCCCAGCGCCAUCUGGAAUGCAGAACAAAACAAGUUGUUAUGGAAACUGAUUGACAUCUCUGACAAGUCUGAAAAUGAAGGCUCUGGUUCUUUGAGGGCGAAAUUUGAGCUGUCUGACGGCCCAUCCAACCCUGCCACCCUGGCUGUUCAGUUCUUCAGUGAGAGCAGCACUUUGUCUGGUGUAGACAUGGAACUAGUAGGCUCUGGUUAUCGCCUCUCCCUUAAUAAGAAAAGAGUCGCCACUGGCCGCUAUAUGGCUGACUGCUGAGAUGAUAGCAGAGCAAACAGAGGGAAUCUGGAGGUGAAUUUCUGACCUAUUCUCUCAAUGCUUCUAAAUAUUAAUGGAGGAACUUCAAAGGUAAUGGAAAAAGUGGGCUGUCUGGGUGAAGAUUUACCAUCCAGUUCCAGCGAAGCACCUUUCUGGAGACAAGAGAUUUUUAUACCACAGUAACAUAGCACUGAGUAUCAAACACUGUGUAAUAAGAAAAAUAAAACAAAAAGAGAAGAGAUGUCAGGAUAUCGCUGAAUGAAAUCAUUAAUUGUUGAUCAUUUUUAAUCUAUUCAGACUUUUAUAAAGUCAGAACGUUAGUCUUUUCAUAUGUAUAGUUAACAAUUUGUAAAAUUAAUUAUGUAUAAACUAUACACAACAAAUGAGAAAAUGGCACUAACAAUCUUUCUGUAUAUUUGUUUAGUAUUUGUUCCGACCUUUUAUUCACCCAAAAGUCACAAUGACAAUGAAGAGAGCAAGCAGUGAGAGAAAAUGGUCUAGCCACAGACCAAUCCGUGCUCCCAAAAUGCCUUGCUGCCAUUGGUUAUUUUUAUAGCUGAGCAUUACGCUUUUAUCUGCUUGGUUCAGUUUCAUUUGUUCUUAUUUUCAUUUGUUUUCUGUGUAUAUUUUCUGAUUUUCAUUAUGAAUGUGCAAUGAAGGUAUAAGCUUUCAGAAUGACUUUCAUGGAUUGAUGGUUAAUUUUAGUGCCAUUUUCAGCAUUUUCAAGAAAACCUACUGGUUAGCAAAAGUUAACUAAUACACUGACCUCAGUGCCUCUUCUGUUACUUAAAAUAAUGUUUUAGUUGGAAAGGGCCCAUCUUGUUCCCUCUUUCAUGACUUCAUAUCAUAGCUCUUCCUGUAUUAUUAGUUAGUGCCAGUUCAGUUUCUGACAUGAAUUUGCUUCUUGAUUGGAUAUUAAAGGGAAACAUCAAAAAUCAGUCUAAAUAAUAUUCGAUUUAGCCUUUGUUCCUAAAACUUCUGCACCAAAAGGGGAUUGUUAUGUGCCUGUUUAGUCAUGUUUAUAGACAUGAGUUGAAGCUCUGUUGCUUCAGCAAGCACAUGCUUAUACCUUAUAGAUGGCAUACGUGUAUAUCUGUGCAGAACUCUACCAAAAUAUCCAAUGAAAAAUCACUGUGAGAUAAAAACAAACCCAGACUUGGUCCCCGUUGUAGUUUUGGAUGGAUGCUUAUAGACAGACCAAAAGGUUUAGGAUUUUGAAAUAUUGAGAUGCAUUACAAGCGUGUGUACUUUACUCUGAGAGUCUCAGUGUACUUUACUAUUGAUUUUUCAUUUCAUUGUAAUUUUAAGGGACGAUGGGACUUUUUUUUUACACCAAAUGUGCUGUCAACUCUUUUUGAGCAUUUUGUGGGUUUUCAGCUCGGAUUAAUGAAUGGCUUUAAGUAGAUUCGCCAAAUUGAAAAGCACAAUGAGAUGGAAUGGUUUGGAAAUCACAGGAAAACUGAUAUGUAGAAGUCUGGUCUCAGAUAUUUCCACCAGCGAUGAAUUUUAAACGUUUUAUCUAACUAUUGCUUAGUUUUGUCAUCUUAGUACCCUCUAGGUUAUUCUCCUCUUUAUUUCUAUGUGGUGGAACCCAGUGAAGAGAUUCACAGUGUUUUGGGGGGUCAAGAGCAGCCAGUGGUUUGGGAAAACCCGAUCUGCCAUCUUGCAAGUGACUAUUUGCCUUGUCCUCUGUGGAGGACCACUUCUCCAAGGGCUACCCCAAAACCACACUUUUUGUACCUUAAAAAGAGCAACAACACUAAUAAACACUAAAUGUCAACAAUGAAGGAUCUCACGAAUCUGGACACAGUGACAUUCUUCAGAAUUAUGUCUUGUUUUCAACAGGAACCUUUUUGGAUUGUAGCCUUAACAGUUUUGUGAAGUAACAAAGUGAAGAUUUUAUAUACUGAAUCCUCACCGUUUAUAUGUAAUUCUUGCUAAUAUUUGUAAUUUUUUAGGAUUUGUAUGAAAUGUGGUGUUGGUAUUAUGAGUACAGAGGCAGAAAUCAGCUGGUCAUCAUCCAGAUCAAUGUAGCAUUUAAAUAUAUGACAAUAUUGCCUUUUUCAGUCUAGGGCUUCUUUAAGUGAAUCUGAAAUAAAUGUGUAGUUAGCAAGCGGGUUCUUGCUGCCUCUACAGCCAUCACGUCGAUAUUCAGAGUGGUUUUGGAUCAAUGAAAAAGUCCACAUUUCCACAUUUAAUUCAAAGAUUAAAGAUUUGCGCUUGUGAUUUUUUUUUUUUGACUCACAUAAUGUACAUUUUUAAAAAUAUGUCUGCCUUUUUCUCUGUUUUAUGAUGGUCUGUGUCAGUAAUAAAUGUGUAAUAUAUAAAUCUAUACAAAUAUAAAAUAUACUACAGAA
Triplophysa dalaica is the source of this 5626-nucleotide messenger RNA. It is a transcript of the gene fcho2, whose product is annotated as FCH and mu domain containing endocytic adaptor 2. Bases 183 to 3269 code for a protein of 1028 amino acids. Gene Ontology annotation, biological process: clathrin-dependent endocytosis; synaptic vesicle endocytosis; clathrin coat assembly. The transcript has 29 exons. Lineage: Eukaryota; Metazoa; Chordata; Actinopteri; Cypriniformes; Nemacheilidae. The record is from RefSeq and is a predicted model, not a curated record. Gene Ontology annotation, cellular component: clathrin-coated vesicle; plasma membrane; cytoplasm.